GACCCGCGUGUCCGAGGCUUCAUCAAGCACACCCACUUUGGUCUGCCGCUCGAGCUCGAUCACCUCAAGUCCUUCUCCAGGGAGCGCAAGAUCGACCCCGAGGUUGCGCGCCAGAACCUGUUGAACUUCAACAUCUGUACGGUUCUGCACCCGCACGAAACCUGCGUGCAACACUUCUUCACGUUCGCGUGGGCCGGCUUCAAGCGCGCUCUGCCGCUCUACGCGCCGCUGCACAUCGUCACCACGCUGGUGGUCCUGCUGGCCAAGCUCACCUCCAAGGUCAAGGAGAGCGUCAAGCGGGCUGGCAGCUUCUCCAACCUCAGCCGCAGCUUCAGCAUCGACGACUUCAUCGAGGCCACCGACGCCCAGCAACAGACGCACGAUGGCGCUCACGCGCCCGUGCCCGCGCAACCGCCAGCGAGAAAGGAGCCCCUCCAGGCGGCCCUCGACAAGGCGCAGGCGUUUGCCGCUAGGAUGCUCAAGGUGCUCACCAAGAGGCGCAUCCUGCGCGUCACCUCGUUCACGCUGGCGCUCGUGCGAAGGGUCAUCUUCAACAUCGUGCGGUCCUCGGUCUUCCUUGGGGUCUACUGUUCCGCUGCCUGGCUGGCCGCUUGCUUCGCGCACAAUAUGAGCGGCGUCAAGGGUCCGUUCUGGGUCCGACUCCACCUCAUGUUCUCCGGCCUGGCUUGUCUCCUCGAGGCCAAAUCGAGGCGCAUCGAGCUGGCCAUGUACUGCAUUCCUCAGGCCCUCAACUCGGCCGUCAACGAAGCUAUCAAGUACAACAAGCUGCCGCGGUGGCUGGUGAACCUGAGGCACCUCGACGUGCUGUUCUUCUGCCUGGCGUCGGCCGUCACCGUCUUCUGCUACAAGAACGACCCCAAGAGCAUUCGGCCCAGCUUCUACUUCCUCAUGAAGUGGCUCUGGGCUUGA
This is a messenger RNA of Acanthamoeba castellanii str. Neff, 930 nucleotides long. RefSeq lists its product as uncharacterized. The transcript is spliced from 5 exons. The annotation marks the transcript as partial. The record is from RefSeq and is a predicted model, not a curated record. Lineage: Eukaryota; Discosea; Longamoebia; Acanthamoebidae.